UCCACAAACCGUUUCGCCGGAAGAAGACCUUGAAGCGUGACUCUAAAUCGCGGCCGAGGCACAUAGCCAGUACACGCGACAGUUGUGAACUGAUGUCGUCGGAUUCUAUUCCGUUUCUCUAUCGAUAAAAUAUUCGCGAUGUAUGAAGCAGGAUAAACAACAAGGUGCGACGAUUAAAUGUCAAAUGUGUAUUUUGUUGAAAAUUCAUACUUAGUUUCGUUAAAUCAUUCCCUCAAGAAGGAACGACUCUCUAAAUUAAUCUUGCAGAGCGAUUGCAGCUUACGAGAAAGAUUCUACGAGGAGAUAAGAAGAAUUCUACGGCGAGUGUUAAUAGCUUACCAUACGUAGCUUUAAUUACGGUAAUAAUCGUACGUUUUCCUACGACAUGGAACCCGGGGAAAACACGCGGCCGUGAUACGUUCCCGGUAUAACGUCGUAGUUAUAUGGUAUGGCGAUCGUGACGCGAGGAUGGAUGAAUCAGUUGCCGCGCGCGGCAACGAGACCAGUAGAUCGGAGAACAUCGAAUCGGACAGUCCACUUCGUGAAUCCUUUGUUCGUUCUGUAAAGUCAGAGAAGAUACUUGCGGUGUUUUAAAAUACGGUGAUUUCUUCAAUCGAUUCUCUACGGUUCUCCAACAUGAACGGAACAAGGAAGUCUGGCAACGAUGAGAUAUUGUAUCUAGACGAGAUCCACGACGAGGUGUCGAGGCCCCUGACGUCCACUGACACCGAGGCAGAAGCGCCGUCCAUCGGGCUGCGCGCCGGCUUCGUCUCGGAAAAUGAUGAAAAUCUCGCCGACAAUCCGCGAGGACCGGAUUCGGUCACCGUAACGGAGUCCGACGUGCUGGAUAAAAACCCACCGCCGAUCGGCUUCGACGGCAGAAACGGACCAGGAUUGCCUGUGGGAAUACAAUCCGAAUGGUCCAGCAACAUCUUUCCUCCUACGCCUGCCGUGCAGGUCGUCACCCCGGACGUGAACGUCUACCAGCACAAGAAGACCCUGGCCCAGGGUAUGAUGGACUUGGCGCUGUUGUCCGCGAACGCGAAUCAGAUGCGCUACGUUCUCCAGACUGACGGCCGGCAUCCGUACUUCUAUCCGUCACUCGUCAUGAUCAGCAUGAGCCUGUUCCUGCAGAUUGCUGUGGGCAUUGGUCUGAUAUGGAACAGCGUCUACAAUGUCAAGGAACAUGAGCAAAUGUGUAAGGCGAACAAGGCCAACAAUUGGACAGUUGUUGGGAUCUUCCUCGUCACAACAUUCAAUGUUUUCAUCUCGUCGUUCGGCGUUGUCGAUCAAACGGUUGCCGUCACAACAUAAAAUUCCUUGUUUUUCUCUUUACUCUUGAUGUGCUCUCUCUUUCUCUCAACGAUACGCAAUCGUUUAUAAAGUGAAUGACCAGAUAAAAUAUUUCCGUUGUUUUUAAAGUGAUACCAACAAGUUUAUGAUUUCAUAUAGAAACUUCA
Molecule: messenger RNA, 1460 nt
Organism: Mycetomoellerius zeteki
Lineage: Eukaryota; Metazoa; Arthropoda; Insecta; Hymenoptera; Formicidae
Product: ninjurin-1
Exons: 3
Coding region: 637-1314 (225 amino acids)
Biological process (GO): cell adhesion; tissue regeneration
Cellular component (GO): membrane
Source: RefSeq, a predicted model, not a curated record